AUGAGUUUUGAAGAAGACGAUAGUGGAACAUUCACGCUGCGAAUUAAGUCCCGUUCAGGUAAGAUUUGUGUUUCGUUAUGGAGUACUUCCCAUGACGAAAAUGGACAUCUUAUAAACAUCCAAGUGUGAAUUCAGCUGUUCGAUCGUGAUCUCUGUUAUCGCAUGACUGAGUUCUAAAGCGUCAUUUUAUUUCGGUGACACCUAUUUUGGCUGUAUUGAAAUGUUCUCAGACCGUCAGAGAGAGGCCUUUUGUUUUUAUACAAUAAAUUAAAGGGAAGCUUCGCAUUUAAACGAGAAUUUUCUUAGGUGUUGUCUUCCGAAGGUUUCAAGCAUGUUUGUGAGUCCACGCUCUCGAACGGAAGGGUGGUUUUCUUGCGGACAAUAACCUAAUCCCGCAAUUGUCAUCAGGAUAGAAAGUUUCUUAGACUUAAACAAUAAACUUAAUUUUUUCCCGUGGGUUUUUUUUUCGCUCUCGGGGUAAAUAAUUUCAGCUUUGAAGCGAAGCAACUCGUGCCCGUUGAGUUCUUAGGUCGCUUUCGCCAUGUUGUUUUGUUAGUCGUUCACGGCUUACUUGACGUGUUUUUAUACUCUUUAUGUACCUUCUUGUUCGGGCUCUUCAUCCUGACACCUAAAUGAAUAAAAAGUGCUACUUUGUUUACUAUUAGGAUCUUUGAACUCAAGCUUUGAAUACCAAGUCAUUUAAAUCUGGAGGUUGUAGACGGUUCGGCAUUCAAAAAUUGUUUUGAAGAUUGUUGUAGAGCGCAAUGUGCUCAUUCCUUCACUUUAUGGACAUAGCAUAAGCGGCUAGCCGUUAUGACAACACAGUACAUGAUUUCCAUAAUUGACCUUAAAAAGCUGGGGUACUUUUUUAUUUAAGUUUUUUAGAGAAACCAUAUGCCGAUAAUUGGGAAAUUAGAACACCAAUGAUUUCACUAACAAGAUCGAAUAAAAGGUCAAAUACAAAGUUUUUUGCGAAUUUUCACCAUGCGAGAUUUAUCUUGUUAUGAGUCGAAUACCUCGCAUUUGAGAAAUGCCUGUGGCUUUUUAGGAGCUUACUGUCUCUUCACUCUUCACGUGUUCAAUUACUCCGUUGAAAUCUACAUCGUUGUGGAUUUCACGAGGAAUGGAACAAGCGAAUUUCACGCAACCCUGUUGAAGCAGAUGCGCUCAUAUAUUGAGGACACUAACAUAUCAGCUGAUUAAUUUAAGUGAUUUUGAUCCAGACGUGAAAUAUUUGCAUUGUCAAUAUCCUUCCGUGGGAAACCACAAUACAUUUUACAUUUAGAAUUUUGAACACACCAAUUCAAUUAGCAGGGGGCUGAGAUUUAAAACAUUAAGAGUAAGGUUAGAAUAUCAGUAAACUCAUCAAGUAAAAUCGAAAUUUUAGCCCUGGGUUUGUUACAAAAGUAAUGUUCAUUUGGCAUAGGAGAUAAUUCAUUACCUCAGCUCAUUACAUAUUAAAGCAGUGGUGAGGUAAUUCAUAACAGUUAAUUUUGGGGUUCAAAUUAAUAGAUCUACAUGUAUCAGAGCUAAAGACUUUUUUAAAAAUUAAAUGUAAUUUGAUCCAGUUAUGAUUCCCUACAGAGUACCACAAUGAGUUGUAAUUUUAGAGCUAAACCUAGUAGCUAAACUGUAGGCUAAUAAAGGGAAAUUAAUCUAUUAUGCAUGAUGGAAUAUGCAAUGUGUUUCUCUGCCUUUACUGAGCACUUUUAAGUCAAAGUGUACAUUCAUACCACCUAAAUGCUUUUGUGCAGCUUUUUCAACUUUGAAACCCUUCCAGUGAUUGGGAAGAAAUGUAUCAUUCUGAAUAUUCUAUCUUUCUUGUUUCUAGAUUUCAAAGGGAUUCAUUCUCUCUCCAAGAUAUUUUAGCCAUUUUUCCCUCAUUCCUGUUAUUUUUGUUUUUACCAUUUCUCUAUCUUAAUUCUCCAAUUUUUUUUACCCCUCUGGCACAAGAAGCUUGAUGAUUGUUGUUGAUCGAUCAACCGUUUGAAUGAAAAUUUAUUAAAGAAAUCAGAAUUAUCAUGUACUUUCAUUGUAGAAAGUAUAAUUUAUAAGAUCAUAGGUCAUUGGAUUCUCCCUGUUUUUGUUGAUAUUUCCUUUAUGUUUCUUCAAAGGAGCAGAAUGUUUUCUCUCUGUCAUGCUGAAAUAUUGGAUAGUUGCAUGUACAUGUGAUAUUGCUUACUCUAUUUAUGUACCUUUCACUUAUCUUCAUUCGUGUUCUAAAUAUAGAUCUGUCACUGGUGAAAAGGAAGUUCAAAUUCUUUUAAUGUUUGUGUAUAUGCUCUCUGAUUAAUUUCCUUUUCUGCUCUAUUUUUAGAUGAACAUGAAGGAACACAGAAGAAAACCUUCACAAAGUGGAUAAAUGCACAACUAGCCAAGGUACAAUACAUGUUUUCUCAUAUCACUUGAUUUCUGUUUUUUUUUUUCCAUUUUGUUACCAUCUCUGUUGUUUUUGUCUCCGGGGGUGAUUUCUUUAAUGUCUAUAGCUUAUGUAGUUGUAUAAUAUAUACUUGUGAUAGUUCUUUAUCACUUUGAUUGUAAGUAGAGAAAAAAAGUAAUUUUUUACAUGUGGUAAGGGCUUUCAACACGAUUUAAAGUAGAAGGCAAAUGAGAAAUAUUAGGAAGUAAGGUUAUUGCAAAUGCCAUGUUGUUAUGUCAAAUUACAUGGGAAUUAUUUGCAUGAAUCUUCCAGCAAAUUCUGCACGUGGGAUGGAGUUGUGCAUCUAAGCUUGUUGUGUGCAAAUUAUGCAUUUAAUUCCUUUUCAAACUGAUGAAAGCUGUUGUACAAUUUUUUUUAUGGUGUUUCAUCAACUGAACAAUUUUACAAUAGAAAUUACUGUAAAAUGAGGGGAAAGUAGUUUGCUAAAGAUGAUAGACAAGCCAACAGUUGAUGACAGCUCUGGUGAUGAGCUGGGUGAGUGAGGAGAGGGGGGAGGCAGGAGGGGAGGAGGGGAGGAGGUGCGAGUUGGAACAACCAGGAUAAUGCAGAUAUUUAGCACAUGCAAAUUGUAGAUGAUCAUUUUGGUCACUUUGCACAGAAGUUAAGGGCUAGUUUAUUUCAACAAUUGUGGUGUGAUUGUAGCAUUUACUAUUAUACACUUUUUGGUGGUGUAAUUCGAAUUUUUCAAAACUAUUCAUUUUCUGUGUUGGUAGGCUGGCAGUGGCCAACAAGUUAAGGAUUUGUUUGAAGACCUAAAAGAUGGAACCAAACUACUUCUGCUGCUGGAAAUUUUAUGUGGAAAACGAAUUGUAAGUCUGAUAGAUUGUUGUAAUCUUGAUUUCUGUGUCAUAUAAAUGUUUUUGUAAUUGAAAAAGCACUUUUUGUGACUCCCCUUUGAAAUGUGUACUGCAGUUACAUGUCAUGUUCUAUAUAACUUUAGUUACAGCUAAGAGUAUUUACAGUAUUCUGAUUUCCUUUAAAAUAAGUGAAAUUUUGAGUGUAUGUAAUCUAAAAAGACGUGCAAUUAAGGCUUAAUUCUCUAUGUCUUAAAAUCCAUUUGUUUUGCAUUGUUUGAUAGAGAAGUGAAAAAGGACGCACCCGUGUUCACUUUAUGACCAAUGUAGACAAUGCCCUCCGGAUCCUUGAGGAAAACAAUGUAAGUGGUUUUUACCAAUUGUUUGUGUUGAUUCAAACGUGUAUGCAUACUUAUCAGGCUUUUACCAACAUGAAUAAAUUAUACUUUUUUCUAUUGGUCAGGUACGACCUGUUAAUAUCAGUAAUGAUGACAUUGUUGAUGGAAACCCUAAACUAACCUUGGGGCUGAUGUGGUACAUCAUUUCACACUUUCAGGUAUGAAGAAAAAAAAUUUUUUUCUACACUAGUGCAUUAUAUUAUUGACAUGUGACAAUUGUGCUCUGCGGGAGGAGCAGGCAAAUGCACCAAGCAGGAAGAUACACGUAACGUCUUGUAAAUGUGACUGACUUUUGGUCACCUUGUCACACCAUGCCUCCACACAGGAAGGGUGCUUAUGUUGUACAUGUAAAUCUUUCAGUAAGAGGUUUGCUUCCUGACAUUGCAUGACUUGCAUCAUAGGGGUUAGAGGAAUCUUGUACCCUCAAGAACUGCAGGUUGAAAACACACCCUCCAAGAGGUUGAACUCCUUCCUAGGAUUGUUGAGAUACUCAAGCUUUAUCACUUUGCAAUGAGGUGUAAGCUCAAUGUGAAGGAUAAAGGCAAUAAUGGGCUGGUGGAUGCUUUCUGAAAAUGUGACAGUCAACAGGUCAAAAACUGACAAGAAUUCUCUGACUUAUUAACCAGGGGUUUCAAAAACACCUCUUACGGCCAUCUGUUUAGCUUGCAAGCAGGCUCUUAUGUUUUGGUAUGGUGUUUAUUGUCCCCAAUCUGCUCCAUCAACUGCUACUGCAGAAUGGUAUCAUAAGAGAUGUGGUUUGAUAUGGAAAUGCUAAUAUAAAUGUACAGCUUUAUGAGACUCAUUUAAAAUUGUGUAGAGGAUCACAUCUAUGCAGCAAGUGAUAAAUAAUUCAAUGUCUUGCAUUGUAGUUGCAAUUGCUGCUCAAGAAUUUGAUGUUGGAUUCUGAUUCAGAGACACCAGAGGAGAAACUGCUGGCCUGGUGUCGUCAGUCAGUUAGGGGGUGAGUGAUGAUGUCAGACAAAUGACACAUGCAAUGCAUUAUGGAGUGCAUAGAUUACAGGAAAUAACAAGGGAUAUACAUGAUGUAGCUUUACUUUUGUACUUGAAGAAAUUUCCUUUUGAUGGGAAUAAGCUCUGAGCUAAUAUUUAGCUAUUCUGAGGAUUUUUCCUUGAUUUUACAACUUAAAAUUAGAGACAUAGUUAUACAUGUAGAUAUACAAUAUGUGGUUUAUGUAAUUGAGGAUAAGGUGUAUUUUGAUUGCAAGGUAUAACAAUGUAUUUUGGGUGAAUUGAUUUCUAAAUUGGAUCAAAGUACUAUGUUGUAGUAAUAUCCAUCAAUGUUUUUUAUAUUAGAUAUGACGGUGUGGAUGUCAAGAACUUUACCACAAGCUGGCGUGAUGGACUGGCAUUCAAUGCGUUAAUCCAUAGAUACAGGUCAGAUGCUUCUUAAUUUCUUCACUAUUUAUUGCUGAAACAUGUACUUCAAGACAUCCACUGCUACGUGCCACUUCCACUUCCUGACUUGUCUACCACCCACAAUCUAUUACCUGAUAUCUACCACCUACCAUUUCCUUCCUGCCACCCUUCAGGAACAGUCUACUACUUUCAUCUAUGACCUAAUAAAUGCUUUUGAUCAUCCUCACCCACUAUUUUUUAGUUGCCACCCAUUAAUCAUCAAAUUACCACCCACAUCCUUGACCUGAGACAACCCACCUCCUCCUUCCUGCUGUCCAUCGAAAGGAGUCUAUUGCCCACAUCCAUGACCUGCUAAAUGCUUCCCAUAAUACUCUACAUGCAUCUCAUCCCUUGAAGUCUGCUGGUGAUUUACCACCCACAUCCAUGACCUGACACCAUCCUCUCUGAAAAAGUACAAAAUUAAAAAAAGAACGACAACAAACAAAACAAUCGAAAACCGUUGACUCUCAAGUAUUUGAUAAAGGAAAAGAAAAUUGCAAGUUCUUUGUAGUUGCUGUACUUUAACCCUUAACUCCCAGAAGUGAUUGACAUUAACAUUAACAUCUCCCUAUUAUAUCUGAACUUUAUCCAGCAAACAGGUCAUGAGAAUAUUCAAACUUAUCAGGUAGAAGUUGUUAUCUUGAUCUGACACCAGAUUCUCCUAACUUAUUUACAAGGAAGUGUGUAGCAGCUAGAGGGGAGAAUUAACAAUCAGAUCUUGGGAAUUAAAGAGUUAGCAACAUUUUUUCUCCUCUUCAGACCCCAUCUGUUUGACUACAGUGACCAACUGGAAAAGAAUCCUUCCGAUUGCUGUGAACACGCUUUUUCCGUUGCAGAGCAGUUUCUUGAUGUAGACAGACUUUUGGAUCCUUCAGGUACUGAUUAAAUUUAAGACAGGCCAACUUCUAGGUUUUCACAAUAAAAUAUUUUGUUCUGUUCUGUUCAGUCUGGUUUAACUUUUUUUAAUCCAAUGUAAAUGAUGGGUUAUUGCAGCAUCUGGCCUCUGUUCGUGAAGUUAAUGGAAGAUUACAAAUGAGGCGAUUUUCAAAAGCAAAAUUUCUUAGUUGAUAAUUUAAUUGCGCAGGACACAAUCAUCCUCAAUCCUUUUAACUGUACUUAUGUUGGCCAAUUAUUGCUACAAGGGACACCUAAGUUCUUUGCUGCUGAUAAUCCUUUCUUCUACUGACGGUUUUAACUGGUACAUAUGUACAUUGACAUGCGUAUAAAUACAUUGAAAAAUUGUACCUCAUAUGUACAUGUGUGUUUUUAAGACAAAUGCCGGAACAUUCAUUAUUGAAUGUGUUGUGUUAUAAUUUUUUUUUCAGAAAUUGGGCAGCCGUAGCUAUCGUGUAAUUUGUCUAAAAUAUCUUUAAAACAAUUGUUAUUAUAUCAAUUAAGAACAUUCAGGAGGGAAUUUUCUGGAAUAUUUGGAAACAUUCAGGGUAGUUAAUCUGAGCCUCAAUAAAUUUAACAGCGAAGUUUUAACACCCAAAAUUAAAUCCAAAUGAUAUAUAUUUUGCAGACGUUGUGCGUGACCGACCAGACAAGAAGUCAAUCCUGAUGUACGUUUCGAACUUGUACAACAAGCUAGCACCUGGCGUGACUCACAUGACCGUACAAAGGAACGCUACGAGUACAUCGUCACGCAAGAUCGAGAAGUCGGAACACACUCAUACCGUGUCGAAACGCACGAUUAGCAGCACGUAUCACACUGAACACACAGUGAAACACGUGAAAAAGGGUUAUGAUGAGAGAGAACCCGUGAGAUAUGUGACCACCACAAGUACCACAGUGAAGGAGCCGCCAAUACAACACUCAGCCAUUACCACUGUGGUAAGUCUACAAUCAUAUCAUAUAAUUAUAUCACAUGUAAGUCACUAAAAAGCCGAUUGAACUUGAAAGGUAAACCAUAAUUAAAGACAUCGUAGAAAUGUAGUUUGAGAGAAAGUUAUGCUCCGACGAUGUUCGAACACGUGAUUUCCAGAUACCAACUGAGCAACCAAGCCAAAUGGGUGUGAGGAAGAUAUGAACGUAAUUUGCAAUGGUGAUAAAUUUGAAAAUGUGUUUUCAAAUCUCAAUAAAAGAAAAAAAAUCUAAUAAGUUACAAUUCUCUCUGAUUUCUCGCCGCGACAAACAGGAUGCUUGAGAAUUUUUUCGUUUCGUGUCUCCAGGACCUCUUUCGGCGUGUUUAUUUUUAUCGCUCUGUCUCGUGACAUUCACACGUUUAGUGAUCAUAACUUAAAGUUUGUAAAGUAAGCAAAACAGUGUUACUAUUCAAAUACCGAACACACUGAGUUGCAACAGUGGAUAAUCAAAAUUCCUUCAAGUUGUCAGAUUAGAUAAAUCUUUGUAAUGAUAUACGGUCCUGGAAACUAGAACAAUUAUGACGGAAGCCAUUAAAUUCUACGUGGCGGUAAUUUUCAAUUCCUUAUCUUCAUGUUUACCAGGAAACUUGGAGAAUCGCCCGAAAAUUUUAUAAGAGGUUCAACGUGCUAUAAAGAAUGCUCAAGUUGAUGACCCAUUUUUUAAAAUUUUUUUUCAUGCCCAGGUUGAACGUAGUCAGGAAUCUGAGAGACCCGACUCCAUGGUCAGUGAAACCAGCAGUAUCCGAGAUUCUGUCGGUUCGUUUAAAGAGUGGGAAGACUACAACACUGCGCUACAGGAUGUUUUGAAUUGGCUGUCAAAGGCAGAAAGAACUUUGGAAUCACAAGAGAACAUCUCUGGUGAAGUGGACGCCGUCAAAAAGCAGUUUCACGGACAUGAGGUAAAUACCACUUCCUAAAAACCGACUUUGAGGUCUGUUAUCUUUACAAGACAUUAACUCGACACUGUACGUUCGAACAGGAACUACAUUCCUCAGUAAGUGCUCAUACUCACUGAACGUAUUUAUACUUAACCAAACAUGCUAUUAAGAUGGUGGUUGAUAUGAGGAUCUUCGACGAUAUAUGUUCCAACCGUUUCUCUGAAUAUUUCGAAAAUUUCUGACUACGCUGUGCUUUUAGGAGGAAAGGAGGAAAGGAGGAAACUGAUACAAUUUGAAUUGAAAUAAAAUUCAUUUGAUCGGCGGAUUGAGAACCAAGUAAGGCAAUGUUCCUCGCUGGUGAGCUGGAAUUUUAGAAAUUACAUAAAAUUUAAAGAAACUUGAGAAAAUUCAGGCUUCGACAGAAGAUUGCCGUAGGCUUCCAGAGGCCUUGCCCUUCCAAAAUAUCUGUUUUCUGAUUUACGAUAGUUGACAACAUAAAAUGCGAUUAAGUUUUUUUUAAAAUAUUUUUAAAAGGUUGCGAUUAAGGUGAUUCCUCAGAACAAAAGUUAUGGAACAAUUUUUUUAAACUUUCUUCAAAUGUUCCCUACCAAUAUCUGUUUCGAAAAGUACAAUAAAAAAGAUAAGUCACCGUGCUUGUUUAAGAGAUAUAAAGGGCCAAACUUAUCUCAUUUAUGCCUGUACUGGUACAAAUCACACGCGUCAUUUCAUCGGUUCACGGUACAUUUUGCUGUAGCUGGAAGCAAGGUUUUUUAAAAUAACACUUGAAAAAAAUUUAACAAUUUGAUAUAUAAUUUGUGGGAAAAUCACGCAAAUGCGCGCGCUUAUACGCCCGAUUACGUGAUUUUUAUGCGCAGUUGAGGAUUCGCCGUGCAAUACUGAGGAAUCACCUUGAGUUAAAAAUAUAUUUAUUUGAAUGAAAAAUGUUUGCAAGAAAAGUUUUUUCUAAUUCCAGGACUUCAUGAUGGAGCUUACCUCUCAUCAGUCGGAAGUGGGAGCUGUUUUAGAGUUUGGUAACCAACUGAUUAGCGAGGGGCUUGUGAACGAGAAGGAAGAAACUGAGAUUAGAGAACAAAUGAUCUCACUCAAUGACCGAUGGGAGGCACUGAGAGUUGCGGCCAUGGACAGGCAGACAAAGUUAGUAAAGCUGGUGCUAAACAUUGUAGCUCUGGUGCUAAACUCUGUCGACAGAAAUAAUAGAUAUUCGCUCGCACAAACAGUGGCCCACAGUACAUGUAUUAAUUUUACUUGGAAACCGUCGGAAGUUAGGCAUGGUCAAAUCGUAUGACACACAGUGGGAAAACUCUCAGCGGUUUCAGUGAUUCGAGAAAUCUGAUUGGCCCGCCAUCUUGUGAAAAUGCGUGAUCGUAAAACCAGAAACAAAAUGGCUGGCAUAAACACGCGUUUUUUGUCAGUCUGUUUUUUUACGAAAAUAUUUUUCUUGUGAGGAAAAGUUAAAAAAAAUCUUCAAAACCUUUAUUUUAAAGUUUAUUUUUCAUCUUGAUCAUCUCUAAUGUACGGAACUUGAAAUUUGUAAACGUCCUUACCAGGUAAAAUUUACUAAAAUACGAAGAAUCCAUUAUAGCCUCGUUUGCCCACCGGAAUAAAGCUUUUCAUGGCACAAAGAAAAUAUUACAAGAUGUUAAAAUAAAGCAAAGCUUACCUUACUCACAGCCGCGUUUGGUGGGCACCUAACCCUGAAUGACACCACAAGAAAUAAUGUCCACUUGAAAAGUUGAGAAUGCUCACAUCUCACCGUUACUGGUAGAAAAUGACAUUGGAUUUCAACAACGGUUGUCCAAAGUUCAAUGUUCAACUUAUACGAGCUUCAUAGAGCGUUGUAGUGUCCUCGGCCUCUCAUGACCUCUGAUUUUUAGGCAAAAACUGUACCUUAAAGUGUCAACCCAAAUGUUUUCUCAAGCACGCCGUUGAUUUCUAUUUUGGACGUAUUUCUUUUGAAUGACUGUCUGAGAAAUCUUUUGGAAGAAAAAAUUUUCAAAGACUUUAUUUUGUUUUCGGGCAGAAUAUUAAUCUUGCUUUUUGGAAUAAAGAAAAUAUCACGGAGAAAAUAAUAGAGGAGGAUAUUACGCUUUCCCUGGCGCGUGAUCAGCGCGCGUUUUACAAGAAUGUCGGCUUUAUGGGCAAACAUCGCAAUUGAGGAAAGUCUUCAAUUUAUCACUUGAUGCCCUCAUGGGCACGAAAUCACCAGUGUUCGACAAGUGGAACUCUGUCGGCAUUCUAAGACGUAUAUACUUGUAGACAUGUAUUUUUAGCGUAACGUUUUCUAAAAAUAGCAUGCACCUGGUAUACUGCUAGUAAGGCGAUAGUCUGGGGAGACGUGGACACUGUUGCCUUUCGGGGCUUCUACAAUUUGUUAACAUUGGUGGAGAAAAUUGAAUUCUAAAAUGUUGUGUUGUUGUUUCCUUGCGUCAGGCUUCACAUACAGUUGAUGGAUCUCCAACAAAAGCAGAUCAAUUCCUUGGGCGACUGGCUGGCUGUGGCCGAAAAGCGAAUCGAGAGCUCGGAAAAUAUUGGCUCUGAUCUGGACACCGUGAAACGCCAGGUGGAAAAUCACAAGGUAUGAGAUUCACUUUGUAUUUAUUACCAUGACUAAUUUUUUAACAUUGCAGACAUUUGUAAGUUCGUCGAUUCCCUCCUUAAACUUGCUAAAGAUUCGGAAUCUUAGCGCUCGUGAUAUUGUAUGAAGUGAAGGUAGGUCUGGCCGCACAAGGAGAACCAUUCCUCGGCUACGUAGUCUAUUGACUGACUUUCCAUUUGUUGGUAUUAACCUUGUUGGGUCACACAGUUUUUCCAGGAAGACCUUGAGAAGCAGCAACUGCAGGUGAACUCACUGACGCACAUGGUUGUUGUAGUUGAUGAGAGCUCUAAUGAGAGUGCAACCGCUGACCUGGAGGAACAGCUGGCGGUUCUUGGGGAGCGCUGGUCAAACGUUUGCAAGUGGACAGAGCAGAGGUGACGCAAUCUUAAUUAAGAUUCUCUGUGUUGAUGUCUGGAAAAAAAUGUUUCCCCCCUCGCUCGAAUUCUCUCGUCUCGGAUUUGGUGUGCUGAAGUUUUUCUUCCCCCAUUUGUAUUUUUGAAGAAAGCGAUCCUGUAAAUGAACCCAAGUAAAAUAAUGGACUAUCUAUCCUAUAGGGGGAUUUGCAUGCCUAUUAUCACAUGUUAAACGCCUCUUGUGGCUUAUUUACGGAAGAUUUUGGGGGCUGGCAGUCUUUUUCAUUUUAUCUGCGAUUUCUGCAGGAUUGUUUGAGUGACGUGCCAAACGAAAUUCUGUUUUGUUCAAUCAGUGUGACGCUUGGUCGAUCUAGUUCUUUCUUCUCGUCAUCCUUUUUCAUGGAAAUUUAGUGAUAAUGAUGUGAGAAAUUCUUUGUUGGUGAUAUACCAGGUGGUCUAUGUUACAAGAAGUGUUGAAGAGUUGGCAAGAGUACAGAGACGAAGAAAGGAGACUGUCUAAAUGGUUGAAAGAAAAGGAAUCACAGAUUGAAGAUAUCAAGCACAUUGACUUGGGCGAUAGCGAUGUUGUAAAGAAGACGGUGAAAAUCUUGAUGGUUAGUAUUAUUUGUGUCGUGGUGACCUUCCUCUUGCAUAAAAUCCCUAGUGUACUCUCUUGUUAUGGUUUUUUAGUCUAAAGCAUCAUAAGAGGCGAAAAAAUGUGAUCCAUUUACGAUUUAUGGUUUUUACUUCAAUUUUGAGUUCUGUGAUUCCGUUGCCAUGGUAAAAUUGAAGUUGGUUAGUAUUUAAUUUCUGGCAGUAUUUAAUAUCUAGCAUUAUUUAAUAUCUGGCAGUAUUUACCUACAUUUUGGGCUGUAGUUGUUGAAGCUGGAAAUUUAUUUUUGUCUUCAGGUGUUGUGAACACCGUGUAACCAGUUUUAUCCUUUAUUUCUACUUUGGACAGGCUUUAGAGCAAGAGAUGGAAGCACAACAGGCCACGUUUGGAACUUUUAAUCUUGCUGCCGAGAAAGUCGCAGAAAACUUAGACGAGGACUCGCCUGGAGUCUCUGAGAUUCAAGACAAAAUGGAAGAGUUUAAUGACAGAUGGAACAAAAUUACCACAGAGGUUUCCAGUAGAAUAUCCCUGGUAAGGAAUGGUCUGGCGCUCAUCGAAUAUUACGAAAAUAACUCCGCUUACGGGUUCUUCGUCUGGCUUUCUCCUGUUUUAAAGUUAAAAUUCUAAAUAAUUUUUACGUAAACUUCAUAGAAAAUCCAGGUAAAUUGAAACGAGGACCUGCUGUGUGACCUAUCGGUCAUGUGCUUUGAAAAUACCAACAGCAACAGGAUCUUUAAUAAUGUUGACGGCAAAGCAUACGCAUGCGCUGUGAGCCGAUAGGGGAUUUCACCUUUUACCGACCUUCAUCAGCCGUAACGUGUCUAUCGUUGGGUCUUUUGUAUUUCUCGCGCCCUGUACGUUGCAUCAAGAGUAAAUGCUUACUAAGAAUUUUUGCUAUUAGUUGGAAGGUAUGGACGUAAAACUGCAGCAUUUUCUGUCUGACUUGGUUGAUAAGAGUCAAUGGAUCACAGAUACAGAAACACUGCUCAAGUCCCCCGGGUUUAAUCUGGAUGAUGAAAACAUUCCUGGUGAUAAAGUGGCUCAACAGAACGAACUGGUUGAGGUAAUAGAUGGAAAAUAUAUAGGGCAAUUUUAGCUCGGUCUUCGAAUGGUAGAAGUCGCUAUUCAUUUGUGACGUGUAACGAGGGACAUAAGACAUUGUAUUCCCAAAGCUAAAUUCGUUGAGGAAAUACCCCGAAAGACCAUAGCAUUCUGGGCGAUGGAGUUACCAACGAGGUUUCUAAGCUCAGAUCUUUGUAUCUCGCUGUCUGAUUUAUUAUAGAACUCGUUGGGGACACAUAUUAUGAUCAUGUUUCACAAGUAUUCUAUACAGUACCAAGAUCAGCAGCGAUGAAAGCUUAAUGAAAGUGUUUUACUUGCAUUAUAUUUUCGAGUGUAAAUUUGAAAAGGAAUUGCGUGAAACAGACGAAUUACAUGUCUCAAUCGCUCAUGAUUUGGAUGUAUUUUGAGAAGAGUUUUCUUUCGCCUCCACAGUCUCUUGACAACGCUAGGAGACAGAGGAAAUCAAGCGUGACGACCGUGCAGAAAAAAGGAGAAGAGUUGAUCGAGUACUGCCGUAGUCAAGGCAACAUACCAGUGUCACUUGAACAAUCGCUUAGCAACUUUACCGACCGCUGGAAUUCCGUGGGUAGCUUAAUUGAUGAUCGCAGGCACAAAGCUUUGCUGGCACGUAGGAGGCGGGAGGUACAAGACUUGAUGAUAACUCUUGAGGCAGUGAUCAAGGAUGUGGAAAGAGUUAUUCACAAGUUUAGUGCUGAAGUCCCUGACAAUGAGUAUGAGAUGAAAUCACAACUGGAGUUAUGUAAGGUGAGUGGGUGAAAUCAAAUUCCUUGUAGCUCAAGGUUCAAAUGCGUGAAAUCAAAUCCCUUGUAGUUCACCUCCUAUCUACUGGUUCUAUUCUUAAAUGAUAGAUUUACACCUUUCUGUGAUUUUGGGAUCAGUUCUCUUCAUUUCCAUACUGAUUUUCCUUUAUACUCACCCGUGUUGGGUUGCCAGAAACCCGACUAAGCUAACGUGAGCGUUGAUAUUAACACAAACUGUUCCACUGUAGAUAAAACUCGAGGAAAUGACCGUCAAUGAGGUCUCCAUGAUCAAAGUGCGUGAACUGUCGCGGAAUCUGAGUAAAGAGGACAGACAUACCCCACACCUCCAGUCUGGAGUGAAACGACUGGAUGACCGCUGGACAAAAGCGCAGACGACUCUGGAGGAUAGGCAGAAACAGCUGACGGCCGCACUGGAGUCUGGGCCCCCAAAGCAGUUCCUCAGCACAAUGGACGCCGUCCUGCUUAAGAUUAAGAGCAUGGAGUCACAACUCGGCGCGGAGUUUCUUAUUUCUGAUACAACAUCUCUCGAGGAACAGUUACAGAAGUACAAGGUGUGAAGGAGAUUUAUGAUUCAUUUUUGUCUUUAGAAAAGUGUCAUUUGAAGUGAUUACCGUCAGAGGUUUACAUUGAGUUCAGUAUGAAGUCACUCAACUCCUUGAUCUCGUUUCUCAGCACAAAGCUGAAAAUGUUGUCUGCGAACUUAAGAUAUCUAGGCGACAUAACAAGAGCCGAGUCAUGAAGUCGAGGCGUCAUGGUUAUGCAGACAAGAGAGAAAAAAGAUACAGAAGCGAAACAAGGCACUUUAAACAGCUGACCAGUAUUUCUACCUUGUAACAAAACACAGCUUACGCUAUGAAUUGCGAGGGAGCCUGAAAAAAGUUAUUUAUCUUCUUAAACAUUCGUAUUCCCUGUUAUCGUCUGUAAAGACUGAUAUAGUUGUUUUUCCUUAGUCUUCAAUGUUCUUCGGGUCCACAGAAAAAUCUUCAUACGUAAGAAGUAUUAAUUUUCUCUUCAACAGCAACUGCAGGCGAACAUGACUGAACAGCAAAGAAACAUGGACUAUCUCAAUAGCACUGGAGACAAGUUUGUCAAGUCUCUUCCCCGACAGCGAUCAGAACAGCUCAGGAUGAAGCUAGCAGAUCUGAAUGAUAAAUGGCGGGACAUCAAUCUUCACGCCGAGAAGCGACAAAACCAAGUAAGAAUGUCCCUCCGAGCUUCGUGAUAAAAUAAAACGUCUCUCUUUGGUUAUUGAUUUAAGUUUCAGAAACGCUUCUGAUGAGCUCUCUUCAGUUGACAGAUACCUUGUGAGAAUAUUGUCCUGUUUAGGACAAGGUUUUGCCAACAAAUACUCUAGUCUUUGGAUGGUGUUCUUGGAAAAACGUUCCUGUUUGUCUUGACCCGUUAACUCCCAUGAGUGACCAAGACAGAAUUUCUCCUUACAAUAUCAAUACAAUAUCAACCACAUAAGUGGUAAGAAUAAAGAAAAAUAUCAAUUUGGGGAUAAUUUGUUGAUCCAAUACUAAAUUCUCUGAACCAACAUUACAAGAAUUGUAUGGUUAACAGUAAGGAGAAUGACAAAUUUGAUCUGGGAGGUAAAGGGUUAACUUACUUUAUCUGUCAGGUUGGAAAGGCCGUCAACCAAACUCGGCAAUUUACGGAAGAGAUCCGAGGAUUGUUUAAAUGGAUGACAGACGCUAGUGAUUUCCUUAAGGAUCAGGAACCUGCCGCUGGCGACCCGGAAACGCUGGAGGCUCAACUGGACCAGAGCGAGGUCCGUUUUUUUUUACUUACCUGCAUUCUUACUUAAUAUCUCAUGGAGAGAACAUCCAUCUCAGACAUAUACUGUAGCUGUGACAAAUUGAAACAAGUAUAAUCCAGAUAAGCCUUGGAAACACUCGCAUUUCGUUUUCAGAGAUGAUAGGCGGCAAAGUGAAAAAAAAAUUGAAAUAUGUUGAUAAUGUGGGUUGCCGGAAGCUUUUUUUUAGGGUAACAAUGUUUCUGUUGGCUCAAUCUUUCUGUUUCUUCAAUGUUGUUUUUCAGGCCUUGCAAGGCGAUGUAACCAAGCUUCAGCGCAAGUUGGACUCUUUGAAUGAAACUGGGACAUACAUGAUAAGCAAAGCUUCACCAGCUUAUGCCGAUAAACUCAAAAACGAGUUGGAUGAACUGAACGGACGUUGGGAAGAGCUGGUACGUGUGUCGCUCAGAGUGAAGGAUAAUUUGGUUGCAGCUCUUGAGAAACAUCAGAAGUUGAGUCAGGACAUGAAGGAGAUCAGCCAUUGGAUCAUGCAGGUGGAGCGGUCCAUUGUUGAUGAUGAGGGAGAGAUCACGGGUGGUGGCAUCACCAAGGAGAGGAUGGAUCAUUAUAAGGUAGCAUUACGUGUCCAGGAAAAAGUAUUGACUCGCCUUGCAUUUUACAUUAACUUGACUGCAGAAUACCUCGUGACUCUAACAAGAGAAAGUUGUUCUCAAGAUGAGGGCGCAGUCUUUUUGCGUUCAAAGCGAUUUGGGUCGUAGGUGACUUUUGUUACAAUUGGAAAAUGUUCAUGUUGGUGUUGUUAUGAGGGUAGGGUUCAGGGGUCACGGAAAACGGGAGUUUCGAUAUGAUUUUUCAUAAGCGGCUGCCGAUGUUGUAAACUGUGACUGUGCUCGGAAAAAGGUGUUGUAAAGCCCCUCCCUUCUUCUUCGGGAAAUCAGGGGGGUAUGCUAAACAGAGGGCGUUAUACCACCAGUAAGUGGAUUUUAUUAAAUUCCUUGUGUAAGGGCUCGUUGUUUUUUGUGUUAGAGAAAACCUUCUAUCCCCUGAAAGAAAAUAUUAUCUUUGCACUUCUUUGCAAAAAUAGUUUUCUUUUUGUGUUGCAAGCUAAUAAAAGAGUCUGGAAUUGAUAAUUACCCUAAAUUUUUGGCACAAUUUUUUGUACAGGAACUACAACAAGAUAUAUCCAAGCGCGCGCCAGUAGUUGUUCGAAUCAACACGACUGGAAAUCAAUUGAUUGACCGCACAAAACAGGGCAGCCCUGCCCUCUUGAAAGAAAACUUGAAAAAGCUGAAUAGCGAUUGGAACCGUCUGAAGACUAAGGUUGCACAGCGGCAGCACGAGUUCAAGCAGACUCAAUUAGAAAUGGAACAGUUUCAUGUGUUGAUCGAGCGAGAUUAUAAGCUGAUUGGUGAACUGGAUCGAGUUGUGGAGAAGAGUUAUCACGUUCUCGAGGGGACUGAAACCGAACUUGAGGAAGCUCUAAGGGUACGUCAGGUUUAUUUUAAGGGUUUGAAAUUAUAAUAAAGUAUAAAGGAACAGAGGGUUGGUAAACUGGGUUAAAUUCACUCAUGCGGUUGACGCUUGGCACCAUGGUUAGACCCAUGGACCCAGGAUUGGAGGACUUGGUGGGAGCCUCGAUCAGGUCACUGUGUUGUGUUCUUGGUCUACGCAAUUUACUCCUAUAUAGACUUGCAAUGCUUCCCUUUACCUCAGGGUUGGGUUGUUAAUGGACCAGAGGAGCAAACCAUUUUGGAAACUAGUCUUGUGGCUGAACGGUCACUUACAGUGGACAAGCAUCCCAGGCAAGGUAGUGACAGCCCUCCUUGUCGCUUCUUGCUACGGAAACCAUGAUAGGUUGUGACAGUAAUGGGUGCUUAAAAUCUUUCCAACAUUGAUUACCACAUACCCUCUUUAAGCCACUUAUCUGUGACUUUGCACAUUACUUCUGUUUUCCUCCUUGUAGAAUCUAAAUCGUCAUUUCGCAGCCAUCAAGGAAAGCGGUCCAGGCUCGGUGUCAGAUCUCGCCAGGCAGCUGACGAGCAAAAGAAUCGCUGUAAAUGUGAUCAGAAAAGAUAUGGGAGAGUACGAGGUCAGUUUAAUUCUCAUUACCCUGUAGAGGUUCGUGUUUCUUGAGGGAUGAUCAGUUUUCUGUAAAUCCUUCUCCUUGCUCACCUAAUCCUGGCUGCUUUUGUUAUUAUCAGGAUCGGUUGUCCGUCAUUAAGGGUAAAGUUGACAAAACACGCCAGGUUCUUGAAGGAGAAAUACAGCGAAGGCAGCAGAUGAAGAAAGACUUGGAGACAAUUAGGAUGUGGUUUGUCAAGAUUGAAGUUCUCAUCAACUCGAAACUCGCCAAACACGAAGAGAUGGACGAGAGGGAAAUGAAGGUAAAUGACAAACCUAAACAAGGCACUGAAAUAAAAAAGCAAAUAGACAUUCUGACUGACUGACAGCCUCAAGGAAAGAGAGCUGGAAAGACAGAACACAACUACUUGUUGGAAAUUAUUUGGCCAUUCAGAUGAAAAAUUUACAUAUAUUUUAUUUAGCCGGACUAUGAAAUAAUCAACACAUUUUUAAGUUAAACACCUUCGUAAAUUAUUUUUUUUUCGUGUAUAAUGCAACUCGUACAAAGUAGCCGAAAAAAAAAUUGAAAUCUUUCUUGAACCAUUAAGAGUCAGAUUGUACGACUUGUUCCUAUGAUAAAGACGCAAAUGAUGGGGAUGUCACGAGACGACGUUGUUUCUUCUUUUUUGUUAAAACAGGCUCUAGAAGAGGAGUUCUCUCUAAACCAGUCACUUAUGAACUCAGUGGAAUCAACGGCCACUGAACUCAGCAAAACCCCUAAAGGAUCUGUCUACCUUAAGGUGUUAAAAGAUCUGGAGCAGAUUAGACUGAAAUGGACAACAAUCCACACUAGGUUCGUAGACCUCAAAGAGCAACCAGGUAAAAAACUAGAGGCGGAGUUUGACAAACUUCAUGGUCAGACAUUGACUGAUUUGGAUAAAAUACACAGAGGUGUGAAAAAGCUCAAGUUAGAAUCUGCUGAGCCAAGGAAUAUCAAGGGUCUUUUGGAUAAAUGUAUGGUAAGUUGUUCAUAUGGUAAUGUUGUUCGUGAAGGUAUACUCUGAUGAUUAUUUUUAUACUAUUAUUUUGUUAUCACAGUAUUAUUACUAUUAUAUAUUAAUAAUAAUCAUUAUCAUUAUUAGUAGUACCAUUUCUUAGGAUCUUCGUUUAUCGCUAGGCGUAAACAUACAGUCUCAUAUCAUUAACACUUUGCAUUUGAGAAUAAUUUACUUCUUUUUUAAAAAGCACUCUUUACUAAAGCUGUACCGACCCUUCAGAUAAUUAAAAAAAAAACAACAUUCGUAAACUAAAAAUAUAUUUUAACAUCUUGAGACUCUGAUUUGUUUUUUAAUAAACUUUGUUUUGGAAUUAAAAAUUCUGGGUGCGUGACCUUAGCGUAAAAUUGAUGGAAUGAACAAUAGCUUUAAUGCUUCGUGUUGAUAAAUCAGCUUUCCAAAUUUACGUGAAAAUAUGCACUGCUUGUUAGUUUUGGUUUCCAACUGAUUUUCAUAUCCUAAUUGAGCGUUCUGAGACUCGUUUCAAAGUUUAUCAAGUCAAUCCGUUGUUUAGAUUUUAAAUAAAGUUUCUCUUAUUGUGCAUGGAAAAAUCAUUUAACCAAGAGGACUACCUUUCAUUUCUUUCCAAAAUUUGGUUUAAUGCAAUGUUGGUGAAUAUAUUGAUAUACACAAUGUUCAUUGGUUUUUGAGGCUAGAUCUUCAGAUAAUUUGAGGUUUCCUUUUAUCAAGAUUACGAUAAGGGUGGUAAAGUUUGGUUUUGAGCGAGAGCUUUUUUAAUUGUCUUGAUGCAAAUGAGAAGAGUAAACAGUGUUGUUGAUAUUUAUUAUGUUUACCAAGGUCUCUCUUCCUGCAAAUCUGAGGCAGACCUCAUUUGCUUUCAAAUUACCUGUUAGAGUUUUUUCCUAAUAAAAACUCUACGGUGUGAAAUUUAAGCUUGAAAAUUGGAUUCCAGCCAAGUUGUAAUGACUCUUUCAUGGGGUCUAAAUUAAAGUUCCAUUAUUUUAAGAAUUUUAAAAACAAAUUGCAGCUAGAUGUUUUUAAAUGACCUCCUGAAGAGAGUGUUUUAGCAAGAAUAUUCUUUUCAGUCGUCUACAAGAGUUCGUAAAUUUCUAAUGCAGAUUAUUUGUGACCACAAUUUGUGGUAUCAUGUUGUCGUCAUUUUGUAACAAGCUGCGAUCUGUAGCCGAGGUAAUUGUGUUACACGUUUUGUUCUUCGAAGCUUUGCCUUCGUAUUUUCCUUUCAGCUCGGUGGUAAAACUGAAUGAUUCUCGAAUCUUAAGACGAAUUCGUUUGUUUUUGUUGCCGAUCCUCAAAUUUUCUUUUGUUUUGAAGAACUGUGCUUCUUGUCGCAAAUACUGGCGGUUGAGCUUACUGCUAAAAAACCUUUGAAAAAACUUUUAAAAUCCUGUAGUGAACACAUAAAAAAUUGGUGGAUUUUUUGUUUUUAAAGCUAAUUACACCAACCGUAAGUCGUCUUUUUCUUUUUUUUUUUUAAAGACAGGCUUCCACGGAGCUUGGUGUUAAUUAGGCACGUCUCUAAGCGAGAAGUGAGACUUUUUUUAAACUAAGGAUUUACAAUACUCGUAACUUCGUAACUUGAAGGAAGUGACAUCUUUCGUUGUAUGUCUAUGCUUCGUCAUCUGUUUUCCAAGUUUGCGGAAAGAUUUCGCUGUCGCGAUGUAUUCAUUUCUCGUUUGCAAAUAUAUUUCCCUAUUUUUUGACCGGAUGUAUCUGAGAGCGUCAGCAUAUUUUGGUUUCACAGCGUUUUCUUUGUCUCGGAGCAAGGCCCACAAGGAUACCUUUGCUUUCUUUCAAUAAGGAAGAUCAAUGUUUUCACUCAGGAUGGCCUGAGGUCGUUAUGGAGAACCUGAAAAUUGUUGUCAUUCAUUGUUGGUGUUAAGAUGGAAGGUCUUUGCCAUCGAUUGGCCUCUCGGUGUGUUGAGAAGUUUUGCUCUGUUUUCAGAGCUGUCAUGUUGUUAAGCACAGUUCAUAAUAGUUGUUGUCAGGUGAAGUUGGUCUAAUCACAAUGUUCUUCUCUCGCUGUAGUCAUACAAAGAUGAACUGUCCACAGUUAAGAAAGACUUGGAACAAGUCAAGAAGCUUGGCUUUCAGAUUAUGGAGCGAGUUCCAGAAGAAAAAAAGUCUGGGGUCGAAAGACGAGUGGAGGAAGUGGUUCAUGAACACAGGGAACUGGAGAAGAAAGUACGAAGCAAGGACGAGGUUAGUGCAUGCACUGUAAGGACAAUUUUUAGCGAUAGUGGGAUUUUUGUGCGUCAUGUUGUGCAAGAUAAAUCAACUCGCUUUCGCUUCAAUUUCAGGUCGGAUCGUCCUACCAUUUAUCAGUAAUCUUGAACGUACUGUACGACCCUAAAUUUUUAAUUCCCCUUCCCCUCCCUGCUACUCAUCUCGCCUGUCGCUGCUCUCACAAGUCCCCUCGCAUAAUAGCCUGGUUUCCUGUUUGAUAAUGAUGUAAAGGGCAAAGUUCUUUAAUCGCUGUCAAUUCCAGCUGUGCUUCAAAACCAGUCAGCAGUUUAAUUUUAGCAUAUUACUGAGCUGACAUGGUCAAACCCAUUCCCCCUCACUUCUUUACUGUUGCUUCGCCAGGUUUGUUUUCUGUGGGAGUAUAUUUGGUAAUCAGGUUUUACUUUUCUAUUGAGAAGGCGGACCAGUCUAAUUUUCUUUCAAUUUGGGGGGCAUUUGGUUUAAGCCUUGAAUGGGGAAAUAAUUUGGAUUGCGGUAAGUUUGAAGAAUGUGAAAUCAUCUGGGACUUUUUCGUGACUUGUGGCUUGUAAUCUUGUUACAUUUUCAAACCGUGAAAAUCACGAGAAAGUCUCAUUUGUUAUUUUUGCGCAAGAUCCGAAAGGAAGGGAUUACUUUGGGAUUACUUCGGGAUUACUUUGGGAUUACUUUGGGAUUACUUAGCAUUCAGAUGUUGUUACUUUUUAAAGUAUUUUUGUGGUGAUAAAUGUGAAUAUUUUCGUUUUUAAUUUAACAAUUCGCUCCCGACUGGACAUCGAAAAAUUAUCAUUUUUCUUUUGAUUAGUUUCCUUCUAUCAUGUCUUGCCAUUGACAAGUUUUUAAAAACCCAUUGAGGAUUUCCGGGAGACCCCCCACGUAGAAUCGAAGUCAAUGUUUUCAAUCUUCUCCAAGGAAUCAAGAAGAUUGAAAAAAGCUUAGAAAUUAAAAGGAAGAAAUAUAUAAAAGUUAAAAAGAAAAAAAAACGAAAAUGGAAAAAAAGAGAAAAUAGAGCUACUAUUUCUAGAAAUGCCGAGAAUCGAUGUUGUUUAUAUUUCAUUCUAUGUUUUCUUUUUUAUCAAAGUAACCGACAUGUUUGUUGUUAACUUGGCCUCCUUCUUAAUUUAACAUUGCAUGGUUGUUCAUGGACAGUCUUUUUAUCUUGCUUUGUUUCGUAAUUCAUCCCUCCUAGCAUAGCCAUUGAAAUAAUAUUGAAAUAAUAUUUCUUUUAUCGCAAAUUUUGAGAAUUUACCCAUUUUCAUGAUUCUUUUUAUUUUUUUUGUUACAAUGACCGGUUUGUCGGAACAUGCUGAUAGAUUUAAAAAGAUUCUUUCUGGAUUAGUCUGCAAGAAUCUAGAGAAAAGUCUUAUUAAUCUGACAUAUUUCGAUCUGCUUGGAUUCUUGUGAUUUGAAGAUGACAAAUGAUUUUAUCAGCUUUAAAUUCUAGAUUUAUUAUUUUGUUUUCAAUCUUUCUUGUCAAAGUACAGAUUAAUUGCCUUUCACAGGUAGUUAAAUGUGAUCUAUUUUUGGUUCAACAAACAGUAGCUUUUUCACGCCGACUUCAGCAAUUAUGAAAUUGAAAACAAAAUCUGCAAUUUAUUCUUUCAUUGGAUUUUCAUAGCCGACCCUCCCUGAUUGUUACUGAUAAAGCUGUGACAUCUGUUUUUAUUCCCUUUGGAUUAAUUAUUCCAACGGCGUCGUUGGAUCGUAUGAUUGCAGUCAAAAUUAUCGCUUCGGUUAUAUGUUACCAGACUUCGGCACUGGUAAACUCAUUACACUGGUUGCAUUGAAAUCCCCGGGAAGAAUGCGGUUUUUGGUAAGAUACAAAGGUAAACGAGUUUUGAACUAGAAAAGAGUGUGAAUUUACGAUUAGUCUUUAAACUUUAAUAUUUAUUCCUACGUUUUAAAUUGCGAACUCGUUAAAUUAACUUCAAGCAAUGUUUAAAAGGCGAUUUCCAAACUCCGCCGUAUUUUCUAAGAUUUCGCUCUCUGCCGCAUAUUUGAUUUUAAACGUACGAUCCCAGUUUUCUAAAAGAAACCUGAUCGUAUUUAAUUCAGGAAUGUUCAUGUAUUUCCGAAGGUUGUGGUUUGGGCCAUAGUCUUCAACGAAAUUUCUUGCUGUGAUAUUUCUGUUGCAGUGAUAACUUUGAAGUUGUGUGAUAUUUGUUGUGGUAGUCUUUUCAUGUUGUAUGCUCUUUAGCGUACGUAUUUCGUACUUCACCCCUCAUAUUCUGAAAACAGGAAUCACAAUGCAUUUAUGUAAAUUCACGAAUUGCAUAUUUUCUAAACCACUUUCUUGUGGAGAUGCUAUUAGUCGUUACUGGAUUUUAUUGUGACAACGUUGUAAGUUAAUCUUUUUUUACUGCAUAUUAAUUUUGAUAACCGUUUACAGUUCUCGAAAACAGGACUGCUUGAAACGAGAAGGGAGACAGGGAAAUUAUUGUUAUUAUUCUGAACUUACUUUACUACUUUGAAUUAUCAAUGGGUCAUUACUUACUUUACUGAGAUCAGGAGAACCUUUGUACAAAUCUCACAGAUAGAUUGCACUGUUUUCACUCGCUAAUACCGAAUGAAAAUUGUUGUGUUUUAGUUCGGCUGGCUUUUGCAUAAAAACAACGAUAAAUUUUUCAUUUCACGGCAAGUCUCGCGGUGGACGAGGAAAGUGACGUGACAAACGUGGCAUGACGAGAUUGUCUCUGUCAUGUGACAAAGUGUACGUUACAAUUAUGAAAGUGUCGGCACCUUCAGAUGGACCUCAUCGAUGAUUGUUUUUGUGCUUUUUGUCAUAAAAUAGAAUUUAAAAAAAGAAAAAGGAAAACACCUCCAUACAACAAUCCUUCUCGAGUUUCAAAGAGAUCCCGUGGAAUUCUUGAACUUCGAAUCUUUUUUUCAGAGUCUGUACUCUGGAAAGCAUUUCUGUAGAAAAAUAUGCAUAUUGGUGUCCGUAUAUUCAGGAGUUUUGGUUGGUCUUUUAUGAAAUUCGCCGACUUAUUAAAUUUGGCUUAGUAACGGUAGCAAAGCAAGUAACUAUAACCGCUGAUGUUUAACAUUGCUGAUCAUUUCAUUCCUAGUCUCUCCGUGAAGCGUUACCUUUGGCCGAGCGCCUGGAAAGAGAUAUGAACAGUUUGGAAAAGUGGCUGGAGGACAGGACUACUGAAGUGAAGAAGAGAGAAGAGGACGGGUUCCCCGAGGACGUGGAUGGCGAGAUUAAGUGGAACAAGGUUAGUUUUAGGGCAUUGAUGACAACGACAACAUAAAUAAAUAAGAAUCUUCUCCAUCCUCAGCCAUCCUUGUUUUGUCUUAGAUUAAUGCCUUUUUGGUGUUGUUCUAUCUUAGAGAACAUUUAUUUCGUAAUAGUUUGCAAUCCGUUAGAAUCCUCUCCGUCCUGUGUCUUUCUUGGUCCAUUAUUUUUUCUCAUUUUUUUCUAUCUUUAUUUACUAAUAUUUUGAAGUCGUAUACAAUCCGUGUCGCUCCUCUCUAUCCUUUGUCGCCUUGUUCCUUCUUGUUUUAUUAUUGGCUCACUGAUUUUUUUGGUUUUUUCGCCAAACUUAUGAACUUAUGUACAAACAGUGUCAAUCUUGUCCAUCCUAAGCCUUUCAUGGCUCCUUUCUGGUUCAGUUUUACCUCUUCGGUGUUUUUCUCAUACCAAACUUAUAUUUUGUUGUCAUUUCCGAUACAUUUUAGUUGAGUUCAUCCUUAGCCAUCUUUGCAACUUCUUUGCGUACUCUUACCACCCUUGUGUUUCUCAGACCUGCGAUCAGACGGUCCCUUUUUUCGGGGAGCACAAUAUUUUAAAUCGCAAGAGCCGGGGUUGGGAUUGUGAGGGUGUCCUUUUUCCCUCGCUAUGCUGCCUCCCCCCUCUCCCAAUAACUUUUGCGCCGCCACUGUAUCGGUCUCCUUCCAGAAAAAGAACGCCUGGUCGCAGGUUAGUGUUCUGUCUGUUCAAUCCGACAUUUUGUGAUGUCAGUCAAUCUGGAGUUAGUUUUGUUCUCCACAGCAGGAGUGAUUGCGUGACUCUUUAUGUACACUUUAUUAAGCCCUGUGGAGUUUCAGCAAUAUAGUUUCAAACUCAAGAGAAUAUCAUUCUUAAACUUGUGUUAGUUAGCCAAUAUAGAUAUUUCUGGCCUCGGUCUCUUUUGGUAACGAUCGCUAAAUUCAAGAGUAUAAUAUUAACUUAAUUAUCAGCAUCUGCGGCGCUCGAAUCCAAUAUGGCGAUGUUUUCGUAGUUUUAAUUCAGGCUUGUUCAGUGUAUUUGUCUGCUACGAAGCGACCGGAUAAGGAAAAACUCCUAGAAAAAUGUUAACCAGGAAAAGAAAGUUUUCUAAAGAUGGAAAAAUGCGCCAAGGUUUUGUUUUGACGUAUGAAUCUCGGAGUCGUCAAGCAAAGUAUUACAAGGUAGUGUUCUGAGCGGUUGAAACUUGAAUGAGAACUAACAUCCUAACAGUUUUCUUUCCGUUUUGACUGUAUGUUUCAGAUUAUCUGAGCAAGUGUAUAAAACUUUGACUCUUAUGUCAAUACCUUUGCUUCUUCAAAUUUCUUCUAGUGGAGAAGUAGUUUGUUCUAACUAGUCAUUUGCGUUGAAUAGUUAUGUAAUGUGGGUGUAUUUUCUCCGCUUAGGGUCUCGUGCAAGAGGUCACUGGCAAAAUGUCAGACGUGCAAAACCUCACACAAGUUGGUCGUGAAUUGGUCGACUUGUCUGAAACUGGCCAACUUGUGAACUUAGAAGACCGACUAACACGGAUCAAUAACGCAUGGGAAGACUUGAGUUCAGCGGCAGAACAGCGAAUGUUGACCUUGCCUAAGUACAAGGCAAAACUGGCGGACUUUGAGAAAUCUGUGGAUCAAAUGAACCAAUGGUUGGAGGAUAUGGAAAAAGAAACCAACAAAGUGCAGCCGAAAUUAGACGAAGCGGACGUAGCUAAGAACAAAAUUGACGUAAGUGCUUUAAAAUUUUAAGUUUACUCUUUAAAUUCUAAGAGCGAUAGUAUCUGAUUUAGAAUGCAAUAUUGGUUUCGGUGAAGCGUACGCGGGGCUUGGAUAGCAAAAAUUCAGAUACUAUUGAGGGCAAAUACGUACCUUAAGUCAAGAUUUCUGUCAUAUUCGUGGAAUUAAUACUAAAUGAAAUGAUACACUUCCUUUCGGUAAACCUGAUUUUUUUUUUGUCUCGAGAUUCAAAGUAAUAGUCCAGCCCUCGCAUAUUCCUGGUAUGUGAUAAUCAUUGCGAUAUUACAGUGAACCCUUCUCGUUUUUUGUCAAAUUUUAGAACAAAGAAAUGCCCAAUAACUCAUAUUAAAUUAAUAGCUCGUUUUUCACUUAAAGAGAGCAAAAGUAAUCUUAGAAUAAAUAAUAUGACUUCCGGUUACAAGUGCACUACAAAUUGAUGGUUCCAAGCAGGACAUGAGCGGCUUGGCUCGUCUGUUCAUGUGAAGGAGAAUCAAACUGCAACCUUGCAAAUUGCCAGUCACGGGAUUGAACUUCGUAGCGAAUCCAAUCGAAAGUACUCUAUUGAAAAUAUCAGCGGAAGCCUGCGGUUAUUCUAAAUAUUUCAAUUAUAUCUCCACUUCUGUUCGCCACACCACAAACACUUGUAAGAUAAGAAUAUCCCCUCAUCUAUAUCGUCUUUUGUCAGAUGUCAAUAUAGAAUCUUAACAUUCAAAAAUCAGACGUGCCUAUGAUGUGAUUUUCCUUGAAUCUCUACCAUCGACUUAUCACGCAAUCAUUUAGGACCCUCCUGAUUUAAUUAAGUAAGGGUGGCUCAAUAUAAUUGAAUUGUGGGCUAUUGUGAUUUUUUUGUUAUUGGGUGAGCGUGCAAUAUCGUAACGACUAUAUUCUUCUCGCCACAAAAUCACAUCGGAUAUUGAAUCAAUAACAACCCUAAAUCGUAAAAGGAUGUCUCUUAGUUUCAGGAUGAUGUCUCUUAGAGUACCGUUAAACAUGCGGCAAAAGUUGGUCGAGAAUGAUAAAAGCAUUAGGCAGACUCUCAUUGUCGCAAUACCUUUUAGGUCUUGUCAAAAAACCCUUCAUCUAAGCUACAAACCCUUUCCUUUUCAAGAAUGAUAAACAUAUGAAGUAUCCCCUCAGCUGGUACACCGUCAUGUUGGUGGGCAUUGUUAACUGGGAAAGUUAUCAUUUGGGGAUUAUUUUUCAUAUACAACCUCAAAUUGUCACGACAAGCUGGUCUUUAUAUCGUGCACGUUAAUUGGAGCUCUUUGCUUUAACCCUUGGAGUGAUUGGCUUCUAAUUUCUCCUUACAUCAUCAUCCUUAAAUCAAAUGUGAAGGUCAUGAGAAUUAAGGAAACGAUCAAAAAUUUAAGAAGCUCCAAAUUGUCAAACAAAUUCUCCUCAUCAGUACCACAGGAAAUGUUAAGAGAACUGUGUCGAGAGCUUGAAUACUUGUGUAACGGUGUAAAGGGUCAAGUUAAUCUUCGUAAAAGUUCCAAUAUGAACUCCUUCUAUUAAUUGGAAGCUGUUUUUAAAUGGUCGUUCUGUUCGUUCAUUCUGUUUCAGGAAAUACAAGAAAGCAUCAAAAAUCGCGAGCCUCAGCUGAAUCUAAUCAGGAAGCAGAGCGGUGAAUUCGUUCAUCGCGGCCGUCCCAUCAUGGAACCUUACAAGCGUCUGCUGGACAGAAGGUGGGAUGACUUGUCAGCUAGGAUAGGUCAGCUGGAGCAAGACUUGGAUGAGGCCAAAAGGACGGCCGCGGAGGCCAGAGCUAAAGGAGGAAGAGUGGAAACGGAGAUUAUCGUCACGGUGAGAAAGUCUUCUUUUUUUUGUGUAACUAAUACUUAUGGAUACAACAAUUUCACAGUUAAAAGGUAAACCAUGGAAGAAAAUGUAUCGAAAAAACCCUCUUGAUCUGGUCUUUUUAUGUUCAGGAGCGUAAGACAGUGUCGUCUACUCCCGGGGGGUUAUUUGAAGAAUAUCUAUCGAGAGAAAAAAGGACAGAAACUGACGCAGGACCCCCAAUCACCACCAUCACCACUCACAGGACCUACACAACAAAUUCGGCUCCAGGUGAGACUUAGAUUACGUAUGUAGCACAUGCAGCGGUGAAAAGAGAUCUCAGAGGAAAGACCGUCCCAUUUAUGUCUAUUUACGAAAGAUCAAAUGAUGGAAAAAGUUAUUAAUUCAAACAAGCGUGGAGAAAAAUGUCUGAGUUCCCCGCGCGGAGCCAACCUCAGACCGGUAUAGAGCCACAGAGAAAUGUUAUUGAUGUCGGCCGUAUACUGGGCUCAUACGCGACAAGCGUCUUGUAUACUAUUGUGAUCAACAAGAUCGAAAGCGUCGUGUGUGUAUAAGAAAGAUAAAUAGUUAAGUUAACAUAGCAUCGAGUCACGAGCUAUAAAGGUCUGAGCUUCAAUUGCUCUUGGGUGACUCCAAGGUUUUCGUUCAUGUUUCCUUUAACUAAGGAUCUGUAGAUCGCACAUUGAUCCAAAGUAGGUGUAAUCUAAAACGAGUGAUGUGGUAUACAAAUAGUAAUAAUAAGCUUUUUCCUCAACUCACUGCCAUCUUUUUUCUUCUUUUAGGGCACUACGUGGAUGAUGACUUUCAGAGGCGUUUAGAUCAGAUUCUUUUGGAUAUCAAAGGUUUGGAAGAUCUUAUUCGUGACAUUCAAUCUCCCAAGAAAUCAUCUGAGAAAGAAGUCAAAGAGAAAAUCAAGGUACGGACCGGAAACCAUUCCUUUAGAAGGAUGUGCACUGACAGAAGCUCGCAUUUGAUUUGGAAAUCUUACAUGAAUCGAGAGUUUGGAGACAAUUCUUAGUCAGGCUCUUAUUGGAGUUCAGUUAGGGAAUUUUUAGACAAAUUAAUUUUAAUGGCAUUCUUAGAUCCCUCCAAAAAGCCUAAACCCAAAGUUGGAUGAAAAAGCGCUCGGUGAACCUAUGUCAAAUCUUAGAAAACGCCUUACCUACGUGUGUGUAUUGGAGGUUUCAUAAACGCCUUGUGGACCUCUUCUUUAGGUUGCGGAAAUUCAAGUUGACAAUCUGCAGCCCCGCGUAGAGCACCUGUUGAAGGAGAGCAAAACCUACGCUAACAGGGAGGGGGCACGGGGAGAUCACAUCCACCAGUCGUUGCUUGAUUUGUCCAGUCGUUGGGUGAAGGCUUGUGAUGAAGUCGAGAAGCAGAAGAAAGCUGUCCGUAUUGUGCCGAACUGGUAUCAGUUCAGAAGCAACUUGGAUGACAUUGAUGCGUGGCUCAGAAAGAUGGAGCAGGAAAAAGAAUUAACGGUUAAGGUGAGGAGGACUGGGUCGAUUGUCAUACUCAACACGUGCUGCGGUGUUUUGAAUGGUCACGAAGAGUAAUCAAAUGUUAAUGAGAGAGAGGAGUCUUCUGAAGGACAUAAGAUUUCUUUGUUUGUGUUUUUUUUUCCUUAUCGUUUUGCGACGUAGGAUAUAAGAUAGACAGAGAAUUUACAAUUCUAGUUUGCUUAUGAAGGCCGAUUAACAGUUGCAGAUGGAAGAGGUGGAAAUGAAGCAAUAAAAAAAAUGGAAAGGAUUGAAAAAUGUUGAAAUUUAUGAACUUGAGACUGAAUAAAGGAGAGAUUUUUCAAGAUUAACAAAUGAUGUCUUACUCCAUCAAUACAAUGAUGUUGUCUUUCCUAAUUCUUUAAAGCCGGAGGAAAUCGAGGAGCAACAAGCGAAAUACGAGAUGGUGUUUAAGAAUAUCGAGGAACUAGACAGACAAGGAGUUCAGAUACUGACUCCUCGCGAGAUUGAACGACUGAGGAAGAGAUUCAGGGACAUUCACACCAAGUUUAUGCAGUACCACAGGCCAGCUGGAGACAGUGAGUGGAAUGUUUUGAUAAACCUUUUACUUCUUCUUCUUUUCUUACUACAUUUUGCCUCUUGUUUUUCAUCUUUCAGCGACUUCUUAUCGCAUCACAGUUCACACUGGUGACGUAAAGGAUGCUGGUACGCAGUCGAACGUGUCUGUGAUGUUGUUUGGUGAUAAAGGAAAGUCGUCGAAACUUCGCUUGGACAAAUCCGAGACAUACAAUACCAAGUUCUGUCGCGAUCAGCUUGAUAUAUUCACCGUGUACAACAUUCCACAGCUCGGCGAUUUGCACAAGGUCCAAGUUUGGCAUGACAGGACUGGACCCAAGCCAGAUUGGUUCGUGAAGGGAUUUUACGUCGAAGACAGAUCAACUAGAAAGGUUUACUUUUUCAAUUGCAAUGCGUGGAUUGGUCGAGAUGCUGACAUUCAAGAUAUCAAGUGUGAAGGUUACACCCUACCAGAAGGUGAAAAAGAAGUCUAUACAAAAAUAUUCUCUUUGAGCCUUCAAUGCUAUGGAGACAAACUUAGUUUCUUACAAAAUUAAUAGCAACAGUUUUUCGUUCGAGGAGUCAUCGAUUUUGUUGUUUGCCUCGUCAACUCCCCAAAACCUCUCGAAAAUUGGUGAUAGCAAACGACUUUUUCUACGAAAUCUUUGUAAGUGAAGAAAAUCUUACCAAGGGGGUCCCAUAAACAAAUAAUGUAUCGUUUAACCUUGGUCAUGUAUAACCAUGCUCAUAACAUUCUACAACUUGAAUAGUGCAAUAGUUGAAUUCAAACACAAAACUUCGACUCAAGGAUUGUAAUCUGAGAAAGAUGUACGAAAAUUUACCAUGGCAAGGAUAUAAGGGUUUACAGGAAAAGGCCUGGGACUUUACGUGAGAUAUUCAAUGCCACAAAGGUUCGCGUUGGUUGAUUAGUCGUACAUUCAUUAAAUUUGCUUAACAAAUUGACAGUAAAGAUGGUGCGAAGAGAAUUUCAACCGGAUGUUUUCAUAUAGAUUAAUUUUGAUCAGUGUCUGCUUUGUUAUGUUAAACUCUUUGUAUUUUCCAUUACAUUGCCGCGUUGUCGGCGAGCGUAAUUUCAUUUGCUUUUAUUGGUGCAUUUCAAUAUUUUGCGAAGUAAAACCUUCGGAAAUGUUGAGAUGAACAGUUUUGUUUUCAAGUGUUACCUGUUUUGAAAAGAGAGAUACUUAUACUUUCCAAAUUGUCAUUCCAACCACGUGUUACAAGGCCUGCUAUUGGUUGCAGCUGGGCAACUCGCCCAGUGAAUAAUAAUUUCCAUUUGAAUGGUCGAAUUUCAAAAUAGAGUGUUCUGCUGGUCGUUCAAGUUUGAUCAAUUACGGAAAUCUACGAUUAUUUUACGACUUUUUUGUCGUUCUUAGUUUGUUUUGGUUGAUGUUAAGUGGCCGUGGCUUAUAGUUGGUUGCACUUAAGGUACGAUAGAAUUUUUACGAAAGUUACUGAUCCAGUUCUGUGUACGUCCGCCACUAACACCAUUUUCACAGAUUAAGCUACAAAUAGCAAAUUUUGAACUUUAUUUCGGCAUACCAAACAGAUCAUUCAGAUCAUUACAAAAUACUGAUUCUGUAAUUUUUCGUGAUUCUCUGUAUUCUGAUUGCUGUUUCCACUUUCUUGCUCAACAGAAGGCGAUGAUAUUAUGACCAAGGCAUCGCUAGCGCGAGUCCGCUGGCAAGUAACCCUUGUGGACCAUGAACCUGCCUUGACUCCCGGAUGGAAGUUGGUGGAGGACAUCAGGAAACUUUCAGAUGAAGUCCAUGAAGCGGAGCUGCUGUUAGAAUCUCCUGAGUUACAGAAAGCAGACUUCGAAGACUUCUCCAAACAGGAGGAUAAAUUGAAG
Pocillopora meandrina is the source of this 30912-nucleotide messenger RNA. The record is from the annotation of a GenBank genome assembly. NCBI's taxonomy places the organism in Eukaryota, Metazoa, Cnidaria, Anthozoa, Scleractinia, Pocilloporidae.